Monomorium pharaonis (pharaoh ant) is the source of this 3484-nucleotide messenger RNA. RefSeq lists its product as uncharacterized. NCBI's taxonomy places the organism in Eukaryota, Metazoa, Arthropoda, Insecta, Hymenoptera, Formicidae. The transcript is spliced from 3 exons. The record is from RefSeq and is a predicted model, not a curated record. Bases 341 to 808 code for a protein of 155 amino acids.
AUAUGCGUAAAAAAUAUUAGGAAAUAAGUUUAUUUCUGAGAGAAAAUAAAACUCGCGAAUUUGAUAAACUUAUUUAAAUUAUACAGUAUCCGUUUUAAAAUCAAUGUGUUUUACAUUCUAAUUUCAUAACUCUCGAGCAUAAACGCAGAUAACGAGGCACGAUGCAACAACUAGCUUGAGUGACAUCAGAAUACCCCGCGAAUUGGAGGAUGUUGCAGCUCCCGAUCACUCCUAUCGUAAGAUCGAAUACCCUCGACGACGGCAGUACGUCGAUUGUCCUACCUGCGUACCAUCGUUAUGCAAUCUUCACGUUGCCGAAAUUCAAACGGAACCGAAAGAGAUGUCCGUCGUAGAGAGUCAAACUCCGAGGGCAAUCAGAACAGAGACGCCAAUGCAGACGUUGAGUAAAUGCGAGUUUUGUUAUCAACAAAUACCCCUCGUGUCUCCCAUCGAAAGAGCACGCGUAUCCAAUGCUCAUUGUUUCCAACAUACGCCACAAUGGGGUUACCCCGCUAUCGUGCAGUUCGUUCAUGGAGAAGGGGUCGGCGGCGUGCCAUGUUGCCCUGGGUGCAAAUGCACAACGAAUACGACGAAGACCCAAAAGCAACAAUCACAGCAACAGCGAUCUCGGCAAUUGACGCAGCAACAUACCGAACCGCUAAGUCCAAAUAGAAUGAAGUCGAAUUCUAACGAAACGAUGACGAGUGAGGCAACACAGCAGGUUGCGAGUAAAUCUAAUAUUAUACGGAAUUGUGAAAUUCUCUUAUAUUUCAGAGUCAUAGAUUGGAAAUGUUGCUUCAAAGAAUGAAGCGAUUUUCUUUUCAGUAGAUGUUUGUCUCGUCAGCGAUUUCCAGCCCAGAUUAUUCUAAGCGUUUCAUUCGCAAUAACUCAGAUCUGACUCUAAAUUUCGCGCGAUGACAUUACCAUCGUUUAUGAGUAAUAAUAAUUCCUCCCCAAAGGUACUAAAAGCGGAAACGACGUUACAAGAGUAACACAACCUAUCACUACCGUCACAACAUCUUAUAAAACAGACCAGAGAAAGCACACUAUACCGGAUAUUGCGUACGUAUGUCAUAAAUUUAUACAAUCGUUAGAAAAUGAUUAUUUCAUUCCACAAUAAUUAAUCUCUGGAUAUAAUACAUUUUUUAAACCUUUAAUACUCUGAAAAAAGUAUGCAAUUAUAAUUGCAUGGUAAAAAUAAUUACAGUUGGGAAUAUCAUGUUUAGUCAUUAUUUUAGUACAACUUACUGUAUUAAAAUCUCCAUUUUUGGCAACCAUAUCAUAUGUUACGUAGACCAAUAUUAUGAUUAUGAGAACUUGAGUAUAAUUCACACAAAUUAUAAUUUAUAUUAUUCAAUAACUGUAAAAAUAUAAGUAUAUAAAAAGUUAGGUCCAAAAAUGACUAUAAAUUAUGAUAUUACUGCAACUAUUUUUUUCUUUCGGUGUAGAUCUGUUUUUACUGCUGAAUUAGUGUGAGUUUAAAAUGAAAUAUUGGGUUGAAAUCAAACGAAAGUGAGAAGAAAGUUUUAAUAUAGUAAAAUUUUACAAAAUUCUAAUAAGUUUUAUUAAAUUUCUUUAAAAUUUAUUAAAAUUUUACUAAAUUGCAUACUAAAUUGUACUAAAAUUAUAAAGUUCUUCAAAGUCCAAGUAUCUCACAAUAUACCAUAAUUUCUCACAAUAUACCAUGAAAGUGGAUCGCCUUCGAGAAUGAACUCUAAGAAAAAAGAAACUCUCAUACAGUCUUCUAAUUAUAUUGUCUCAAAUUAGAAGUUGAGAAUUAGUUUAUAUAUUGCGGUUCAAUCAUAGCAACAAACAAACAAAACUGAUAAGCGAAGACGUCGAUCAGAAGUUGACGAAAACCAAGAGGCCCGAAGUAGUCGGAGAAACGAUCCUAGAUCACGUCGCCAAUGUAGAAAAAAGAAGAGAUAAUACGGAAGAAAGUGAGAAAGAGAAGACGAUCAAAGAGAAUACAAUGGAAAGGGGUAGAGGAGGAGGAGAAGAACACUACACUAGAAUCUAUCAAGAAAUUAUACGCGCGACGGAACGAAGAAACAUGACAGACCCGGAGGAGUCGACGCACAUGCAAAUGUAAGCGGUAUCAUUUUACAUAACGCAAUACGGAUAAUCGAGUUCAGCCACACGUCUCGUUUAUGUAUAGUUAAAUCGACUGCUGCCGUUGCACGGUUCGAUGAAACGGACGAUUCAAUAUACCAAGAAAUAAAAUCCGUUUUAGGAGCGGAACGUUAACCACGCCAUCGAGUAGCAGAACGAUACCUCGAGCGUUGUUGCACUUGAAGUCAAACAAAGUGGAUCCAAUUAAAAAUGUGUAAACAAUCAUAAAUAUACAAUAAGUCAAAUUGAUAAUCUUGACGAGAAUUUAUAAUUAUUUAUAAAUUCACGAACUUUGUUCAUCAUUUAGAAAUGUGUUCAAUGAAGAGCAUGUCCCCGAAAGGAUAGCAUCGAAGACGAGACUUGAUCAUCCAGCUGCUCAAGAAGUAAGACGUUUUGCAUUAUCAACAUCUUGGAAAAUAAAUUUCGUUGUUUCUUAAAUGUUUGUUGCCGUUCUAGAACGAGCGUCCAGCAAGAAUUAGCUCGCCGACUCCUGCAAUUGAACAGCUGAAUGAAGUUUGUUUGCUCUGCAAACAACAGAAGGUGACUCUAUGGAAUAUCAUGAAUAUCACAUAAGACGAUUGACCUGUUCUUUUUCGCUGCACUGCUGCACUAGUGCGAUAAGUUAGAAUGAGAAAAAAUAUAUUUGUCUUAAUCUAACUUGUUGUUAUAGUGCAGCGAAAAAGAACAAGCCAAAUGUCACAGGAAUAUCAGAAUAGAGUAUAACUCUAAUAAAGUACUCUUUUAGAUGAGAGAGAGUUGAUCUGAGAGGUGUAGAAAAAUCUCAUUGUUAAUAUCGGUGGUCAUAUUGAACAAUAUGAUAUAUAUAUAUAUAUAUAUAUAUAUAUAAAACAUGAUAAAACAAUCAGAAAAUUCUCAGUGUUAAAAAGGAAAUAACAAAAUUCUUUCGCAAAGAGAGCGUCCCAGAUGCGCUCAUUGUAAAACAAACACCAUCGAUCAGAUUGCCGAGUUAGUUAGGAGUAGGAUGAAUUUAUAAAAUUUGAUUGGCGUCCAUUUUACACUGUGUGCGCAUCUAAACUUUCUUGAUCAGUCUACUUUCGUCCUGCGUCUCGGGUCCAUAUUUAUCCCACAUAUAACAUAUGUUCCAUCCUGAUAUUCUUCAUCCAUAAUGGUAAUUUCGUUGUCUGAAAAUCUAAAAAUCUACUAAAUCUCGGGCCUCCCCUUCUUCUUCUUGCCCGCUCAUAUUAUUUCAUGUUACUGCAUGCUUUUCAGACUUUAACGCCAACCUCGGACAAUUCCAGAUGCUACACCAUCUUCAAGGACACAAAAGGAAAAUACUUCUGUAAAUUUUGCGCUCCAGCGAAUAGUGAAAAAGUAAAUAAUCUGUAUGUCUAUUAUCUUUUACUUUAUUAAA